Penicillium odoratum is the source of this 468-nucleotide messenger RNA. RefSeq lists its product as uncharacterized. Bases 1 to 468 code for a protein of 155 amino acids. NCBI's taxonomy places the organism in Eukaryota, Fungi, Ascomycota, Eurotiomycetes, Eurotiales, Aspergillaceae. The transcript has a single exon. The record is from RefSeq and is a predicted model, not a curated record.
AUGUCCGAAAGACUCACCUUGCCGGUCUCCCCAACGCGCGAAUUCUGGAUGCAUGUUAUUGAGUCCAAGAUCAAUGCCACUAUUCGAAACGAAGGAGAAAUUAUUGGCUGGGAGGAUGAUAACGAGACUGUCGGCCCAGUUGCUUUGGUAGCCAAGGCGAGCCUUUACGAGUCCUCCCUCAUAUCAUUAAUUCCACUGGAGCACGAUGACCAAAGUCUCUACAGACUUGUUCUUGAACACGGCGACUUUGGCAUUCAUAACACUACGAUAAAUUAUGUGGCGAACGAAAAACCUAUUGUCAAAUCAUUAUACCACUGGGAAAGUGGAUGCACCGUUCCAGCAAUUUUAUCGGAUCUUUUAGUAGCUGUCGUUCCGGUCAAUUUGACCACCGACGACAAGGGUGGGCCAUCCGUGACCCGAUUACCCCAAGAUUAUACUCAGUCGGAUCUGAAAACAUAUGCAGUAUAG